Molecule: messenger RNA, 1747 nt
Organism: Lecanosticta acicola
Lineage: Eukaryota; Fungi; Ascomycota; Dothideomycetes; Mycosphaerellales; Mycosphaerellaceae
Source: the annotation of a GenBank genome assembly
AUGGAGAAACUCGACACCGACAUCUGUUCCUGCAGGCAGAACAAAACGGACAGAAAACGCCGUACCAGACAGAUCGCGACCUCAGCGGAGGCUAGCAGUCAGCGACUUGAACGCUGACAGAGGGGACGUGCCGAUAGAGGUGGGCAUGCAGAAACGUUUGUCAGAACAGGAGAGACGGCGCAGCAUUGAUGAUCUGGUAUCGCUUUGCUCCAGAGUCGCGCAAUGUUUGCGAGACUUCCAGGACGUGGUGGAAUGGAGAGCGCUCGUGGUAAAUUUGCUGGGCGAACUAUCACUCCUUACUACCUCUUUAUGCCGACUUCAGCAGGUGCAUUUAUCAAAUGCCCACUUAUUGCGCAAUUCCGCUGGAUUCACAGCGUGUUUUGACGCGGCGAUCGGGUCACUUUCAGCAACUCUCUUGGAUCUGGAAGAAUCCUAUUCUAGCGCCAGCCAAAGUCACGAUGCGCUGGUCGAUGGUGUACAGCAAGUAAAGAACCAGCAGCAGGCCAUUUGCUUUCUGCUGAGCAACCUGACGGCGACCAUUCCGCCGACUCCUCCGGAGGAUGAUAUCCAAGCCUCUUCGCAGAGCCUGGAGAUCCCGUGCUCAUCAUCAGAUGCCGGAUCUGCUUCCGAAAUCUCCACAGGUAUCACGCCAGGCAUAGACGACAGGUGUUGGAUGGAGCCACCACCUGAGUACAGUCCCCCCCAGCAAAACAGGGCUACUCGUUUCAUAGAAAAGGCCUGCAGCACUACCGAGCCACAUGGCAUACUAGCCAGGUCACCGGAGCUGGAAACCUCCAGCGAAUAUGAUGAGAAUGCAAUUCUCGGUAUGCGAGACUAUAUCAAUGAUAAGACGAACAUAGCUAAUGCUUUGUCAGAUGCUGUCCUGCAGAACGACAGUCGAGCAUUAUCGUACUUGCUUGACAACUUCGCAGAUCCGUCUGUGCACAUUGGAGAACUGCAGCGAACGCCCCUACAUCAGGCAGCCCACUUGAACCACUGUUCAUGCAUCACAACCUUACUGAAACAUGGCGCAGUCAUGAGCACUGAGGACGUCAAGGGCGACACCGCACUGCAUUUGGCAGCCUGGGCGGGACAUGUCGAGGCUCUCGCAACGCUACUUGCGCAUGGAGCAGAUGUGGACUGGCUGAGCGGAGGCGAUGGUUAUAGCCCGCUCUGGUGCGCCAUCAGCAGCUAUCAGAUUGAUGCGGCUCGCCUGCUGCUCAAACACGGCGCUAGAGUGAGUCUGCGUGCAGCCUCAGGAGGCGGCCUCACGCCUCUUCACCAGGCAGCUGUCACUGGACAGAGUGCAAUGUGCGAGCUUCUGUUGGAACGGGGUGCGCAGACAGACUGCCUCGAUGACGAGAAGAACACGCCACUUCAUCACGCGGCCGCCUGCGGCUCCGCAGCGUCGGUCAAGGUUCUGCUUCGUGGCGGGGCCAGGAUCGAGGCCCGCCAGGUACACGGGUUGACGGCGUUGCAUUGGGCAGCUCAUAAGGGGCACACUGAAGUCGUGAGCGUAUUGCUCGACUCUGGGGCAGCGAUCGAUUGUCAGGCGAACGAGAGUGGUGGUGUCACGCCUCUUCAUCUUGCUGCGAACCGCGGUCAUGUCUCUGCGGCUCGAAUGCUGCUUGACAGAGGCGCGGACGGCAACGUCGUUGCAUUAAGCUGGGAUGGUAUGAGUGGGACGCCAGUAGAACUGGCAAAGGCAAGGGGCCAUAUUAGGCUCAUGAAGAUGUUGAAACGAUAG